Molecule: messenger RNA, 2712 nt
Organism: Cylindrotheca closterium
Lineage: Eukaryota; Bacillariophyta; Bacillariophyceae; Bacillariales; Bacillariaceae
Source: the annotation of a GenBank genome assembly
AUGCCCUCCAAUAAACAAUCGUUAUAUGAGCUGAUCGCAAGAUAUCCGCAGUUGCUCCAUCAUGAGGAAAACGUUUCCCGAUCCCCGUUUGCAGUCUCGACAUGGAUGGUUUAUUUGGAUGACAUUGACUCUCUGAUUACGGAUCGCAAUGACGACUAUGCUGAGCUACUGUUAGUACGAGAUUUACAGGCCCGUCGAGCUGUCCAAAUCUUGCCCAAAUCCUACAAGUUAUGGAAAGUCCAUUGGGAGUUUUGCACCUAUCACAAAGACAAGGUGUUUUCACAUUCCACACUCAUGAAUAUGUGGGAACAAGCCUUGCAAACACUCCACAAAUUUCCAAGAGUGUGGAUGGAAUAUCUUGCUUAUGCUCAUGCUUCCAACAAGGUGCACCCAACAACCCUUCGACGACUGGCGAAUCGGUGUUUGGAAGCCUUGCCAGUGACACAACAUGGCAAAAUUUGGCCAAUUCUAUUGGAAUACUAUCAGACACCAGGCGAGUACAUUCCCAAAGAAUCCAAACUAGCAAUUCUAAGAAGAUAUAUCCAAUUCAACCCCAAUGCUACCAAGGAAGUUGCCGAGUUCUUUUUUGAAACCUUGGGUAACUGGGGCGAAGCUGCUUUGCUCUACGUGGAGCUCUUGAAUCAACCUUCUUUCUCUCCGGUGGAACGCAAAGAUUUGUGGAUGGAUUUGGCCAAAAUAUGUUCUCGUCACCCCGUCUCGCAGGUGGGUUUGGACUUUGAGGCCAUGACAAGAGCCGUUCUCAAAACCCCCAAGCAUUACAAUCUGCAAGAGUUGGAAGGAGUGGUUUGGAAUCAGUUAGCGGAUAGUUGGAUUCGACAGGGAGAAUUUCAACUGGCGCGAAGUGUUUACGAAGAAGCGAUUGAGUGUGUGUCCAAAGUCCGAGAUUUUACUAUUUUGUUGGAUGCUUAUUUGCAAUUCGAAGAGGGCUUGUUGGAAGCCACAGUAGAGGCUCAAGCUGAAAACGAAGAGGACGAAGAGGGAGAAAAUGCUGAUGGAGAUGAUUGGGAUCUUUUAUUACAAAGAUCCACUGGGGAAUCAUCAAAGUCGACGACCACUAUGGCAGAUUUAGAACUUGCUCUGGCCCGAGCCGAGGAUUUGACGGCAAGACGGCCAAUUCUACUAAACAGAGUAUUGCUGCGGCAAAAUCCAAGCGAUGUUGGUGAAUGGUUAAAGAGAGGCCGGUUAUUUAUGGAAAAUGAACAAAUACCCCAAGCUGCGGCAGCGCUCGAAGAAGCUCUUCAAGUAGUUCAUGCCCGUCGAGCUGUUGGAGGAAAGCCAUCACAAAUUGUAUUGGAUUUGGUGAACAUUUAUGAUCAUGGAAUGAACGAAUUGACAAAAGCUCGAGAUUUGCUCGAUCGUGUAUGUGUUCAAUUCUCGUACGAAUUCAAAGAUGUGGAUGAUUUGGCAGAAUGCUUUGCUGCUUGGGUGGAACUUGAAUUGAGGCAUGAGACAUGGGAUGAUGCUUUGGAUGUCAUCCGAAGGAGUGUGGUCGUGCCACCAAAGGCUCCCAAAAUGGCCCGGGGACUGGCCAAAUCACUGCGACUAUGGGAUUUACUUUUGGAUCUGGAAGAGUCGCUCGGGACCAUGCAAUCGACAAAGGACGCCUACAGCAAAGCAAUAGAGAAUCGAGUUGCGACUCCAAUGCACAUUCUGAACUUUGGGUCUUUCCUUACCGAACACAAGUACUUUGAAGAAUCUUUUUCUGCGUACGAACGCGGCGUCGAGCUAUUUGAAUUCCCAGGAGUUAAGGUAGUGUGGAAGGCAUAUCUAGACGCUUUCCUAAAGCGUUAUGGAGGGGACAAAGUGGAACGAACGAGAGACUUGUUCCAACGAUGUCUGGAGGCAAGUCCACCGGAAGAGAGUGUUGAAUUCUUUUUGAUGAAUGGCUCGUUCGAAGAAGAACACGGGUUGGCACGAAGAGCACUAGGCGUGUACAAACAAAUGUGCGAAAAUGUUCCGCCAUCUGAAAAAUUCGAAGCCUAUCAGCUGUUCAUCGCCAAAACUAUUAAGUAUAUGGGCCAGACCGCUUCUCGAGACGUAUAUCAAUCCGCAAUCCAGAAUUUGGACGAUGCUUCCUCUGCAAAGCUUUGUCUCGACUUUGCAAAAAUGGAAACUUCACUUCAAGAGAUCGACCGCGCCCGUGCCAUUCUCACGUAUGGUGCACAAAUGGCAGAUCCAAGACGAAACGACGAAUUCUGGACAGGCUGGAACGACUUUGAAGUUUCGCAUGGUAACGAAGAGACGUUCCGAGAGAUGUUACGUAUCAAACGAAGCGUCGAGGCAUCGUUCUCGACAGUUAAUUACAAUGCUGCAGAGAUGAGUGGUACUGAUGGGAAGCCGGAAACCUUGUCGAAUGAAGAAGCAAUGCGUCUGAUUGCAGAACGUGAAGGUGUAGAGCUUGAAGCGGACCAGACAAAGGAAACGGUUCCUGGAUUCGUGGGUGCAAAACGAAGUGCCCAAGAUGCUAGUUUGGACGAUAUGGAAGAGCGUGUGGCCAAACUGCGAAAAGCAACUGGUGCAGAACCAACGACUAAUGAUGACGAGGACGAAAUUGAUCUUGACGAUCUUGAAGAUGAUGGAGAGGAGGAGGAUGAAGCUCCACCAUCAAAAUCCAUUCAGGAUAUUUCUACAAAAUUAGUCCCCGCAGCUGUAUUUGGUGGAUUGGCCGAACUGAGCAGUAGCGAAGCAUAA